Entamoeba invadens IP1 is the source of this 705-nucleotide messenger RNA. RefSeq lists its product as hypothetical. Gene Ontology annotation, biological process: Ras protein signal transduction. Gene Ontology annotation, molecular function: GTPase activity; GTP binding; GDP binding. Gene Ontology annotation, cellular component: plasma membrane. The coding region runs from base 1 to 705 and encodes 234 amino acids. The transcript has 3 exons. Lineage: Eukaryota; Evosea; Mastigamoebida; Endamoebidae. The record is from RefSeq and is a predicted model, not a curated record.
AUGACUGAAACGAAAAUAAUGCUUUUGGGGUGUAAUAACGUCGGGAAAACUUCGAUAGUGACUCGUUUUGUUUGUAACAAGUUUACAAAAGUUUACGAACCCACACUAGACGAACCAGAGAUAAUAUCUGUCACCGUCGAUGGUGAUAUUUAUUUAUUGGAAUUACUCGAUGUUGCUAAUUGCGAAGAGCUGAGUGCAUAUAGAGAACAUAACAUUCACAUAAGCGAUGGGUUUAUUGUUGUUUACUCCAUAACAAAUUCAUCCUCUUUUUAUCAAGUUACGCAUUUUAUCGAAACAAUCUACAGAAUUUUCGAUAAAGAAUCGAGUGAACGCAUUCCAAUGGUAUUAUGUGGUAAUAAAUGUGAUAUGGAAUGUAAUAGAAUUGUCACUACAAAAGAAGGAAGAAAACUUGCUGAAGAAUUAAAUAUUUUAUUUUAUGAAGUAUCUGCUAAAAAUAAUAUUAACAUUAAAGAAGUUGUGAAUGACCUUUUGAGAGAAGUAAAUAAACACAAAAAUGAUGUUAAUACAACCAAGUUACAUUGUGAUACCAAUAAAUAUAAAAAUAAGUCAUUAAAUAAUAUAAUAUUUUAUAUACUUUUUAAACGUAAAAGUUCUAUAACAUUUAAAACUAACAUGAGUGGUCGUUUCAAAUGUGAGCAAUUUAACAAAUCAACAAUUUAUCAAGCGAACUGUAUUUUGUAUUAA